AUGGCACAAACAACGUAUGUAACUGGUACAGGUCCGUUUGGUUUGGCAGUGGCCGAUGUCAAUAACGACAGUAAACCCGACAUUAUUGUCGCAAACAUUGGUAAUGCCACUAUCAGUGUUUUCCUCAACAUUGAUAAUGGUACGUUUACUGCACAGACAACUUACUCAAUUGGCACGUGGCCAGUCGGUGUGGCAGUACUCGAUGUCAAUAACGACAGUCAACCAGACAUUAUUGUCUCACACAGGUAUGCUCACAACGUUCGUAUUCUCCUCAAUAUCGGCAAUGGUACUUUUACUACCCAAACCACUUACUCUACUGAUGGCGAUCCAUACAGUGUGGUAAUAAAUGAUGUCAAUAACGACAACAAAUUCGAUAUUAUUGUUCCGAACUCUCUAAGUAAUAAUGUCGGUGUUCUCCUGGGUAUCGAUAACGGUACAUUUGCUGCACAAACAACUUAUUUAACUGGCUUAACCCCGUUCGAUGUGGCAGUAGUGGAUGUUAAUAACGACGGCAAUCCAGACAUUAUUGCUCCAAAUCAUGGUAGUAAUUACGUCAGUGUUUUAUUCAACACAGGUAAUGGCACGUUUACUUCGAAAACAAUUUACGUAACUGACAGUGGUCAGUACGGUGUGGCAGUAGUCGAUGUUAAUAACGACACCAACCCAGACAUUAUUGUUACAAACAGUGGUAAUUGCAACGUCGGUGUUCUCCUGAACACAGGUAAUGGCACGUUUACUGCACAAACAACUUACUCAGUUGGAACCCACCCGUUGAAUGUGGUAGUGCUCGAUGUUAAUAACGACGGCAAACCGGAUAUUAUUGUCGUGAACUAUUUGAGUCACAAUGUCGGCGUUCUCCUCAACACCGGCAACGGUAAGUUUUCUGCACAAACAACUUACGCAACUGGCACCCAACCACGAGAUUUGGUCGUGAUCGAUGUCAAUAAUGAUGGCAAACCCGACAUUAUUGUCACAAAUGAAGAGGGUAACACUGUUAGUGUUUUAUUGGCUUGUUAA
Messenger RNA from Adineta steineri, 1017 nucleotides. The record is from the annotation of a GenBank genome assembly. NCBI's taxonomy places the organism in Eukaryota, Metazoa, Rotifera, Eurotatoria, Adinetida, Adinetidae.